Molecule: messenger RNA, 3628 nt
Organism: Panicum virgatum (switchgrass)
Lineage: Eukaryota; Viridiplantae; Streptophyta; Magnoliopsida; Poales; Poaceae
Product: flocculation protein FLO11-like
Exons: 4
Coding region: 62-3439 (1125 amino acids)
Cellular component (GO): cytoplasm
Molecular function (GO): glutathione binding; glutathione transferase activity
Source: RefSeq, a predicted model, not a curated record
ACCACGCUUGCACACCAUUUCUUUCAGUUCUUCCAGCCAGCGAGCCUGAGCUCUUGCCGCCAUGGCAAGCCUUAGCACUGGAGCGGGGCCUCCAGUGGUGAAUGUGUACCAUGAGAAGUCCAUGAUCUUACCCGAUGUAUCAAGGGUGCUCACAUGCCUGUAUGAGAAAAAUGUCAAGUUUGAGACAAUCAAAGCCUCUUACAAGGACAUACUAAGCCUCCAGGCAUCGAGGAGUGUUCCAGUUCCAUUCUACGAUGGACCUGUAUUUCUUCAAGAUUCAAGAGCAAUCUGUCGUUAUCUAGCAGAGACCUACGAGCAUCAGGGGUAUCAUUUCCUCCUGGGAAAGGAUGUCCUUGAGAGGGCCUCCAUUGAACAAUGGCUCCGGAACGAGGAGCAUGCCUUCGACCCUCCGAGCCGAGCAUUGUUCUGCCAUAUUGCCUUCCCAUUUCAUGAUGAGGAUGACGACAACAACGAAGACAUCAACCGAGAGAAGCGGAAGCUGGAGGAAGUUUUGGAAGUCUACGAGCAGAGGCUUGGUGAGAGCAAUUACCUUGCUGGGAAUAAGUUCACCCUGGCCGACCUUGUUCAUCUGCCUGGCACCCACCAUGUCAUUACAUCUGAGAAAUUCGCCUACCUGUAUGACUCAAGAAAGAAUGUGCAGAAGUGGUGGAACAGGAUCUCAGCCCGGGAUUCCUGGCAGCAGGUGCUGAGGGACAUGAGGACCGUGGAGGAGGAGCAUAAAAAGGAGGAACAUGAGAGGCAGCAGCAGCAAUGGCAAACAGAACAUUUGCCACAGUUUGGUGUCCGCGACAUUCACAUAAGCCAUCGGCAGCAGGAGGGCACAAAGUCACAGACAGUGCUGGUUGCACCUCCCAGCACUGGUACCAUCAUAACUUCCAUUCCACCAGCUCCACCAGAUCAUGAAAAUACCUCUGACCCUAAGCCUUCCUCACCUAUGCAAAGAAAUCAAGGAGGCUUCUUUACAACCUCUGAAAAAACUCAACCAACAUCAGGGCAGACAGAUUCUACCACACAGAAACAACCUAGUGGUGUACAGAGCACUAAAAGUAGCUUCUUCACCCAGCCUUCCAGUCCUACCACUGCCAAGAUACAUCAGAGAACUGAUGCUGAGAAGUCAAGCCGCAAAGAUGCCUCAUCUCCUAGCAAAAACAAUCAAGCAUCACCCAAAGAAGCUCCUGAUAAGCCCCACCUUUCCGAUUUUUCCAAGAUCGGCUACAAUGCUGAGGCGGGAUCCCUUGUCAAGCCCAGUCCCCAAGCUUCCUCCAAGAUCCCUGGAGCCAGGCAGGCCAGUGAAGCAGUUGCUCCUGACAAGCCCAGUCCAGGAUCAGCCAAAUCUCCCCACAGAAUUACUGAACCUGAUUACAAUGAAACUGAGAGCAAACCUUUUGGUGUCCAUCCUCAUGUUGACAAGCCUGAUGAACAAAAACAGCAAACACCUUAUGGAAAGCCUCCUGAACAGAGAGUAGCAGACACUAUUUUUGAUCCUGAAUCAGGUGAAAAACAAGAAAGUGCGAUUGGCUCUCCUUAUGCUCGAGGUAAAACGGAAAAACAAUCUACACACACUAGUUCCCCAGCUAUUGCAAAGAGAGCAACAGAGGCUGAUCAAGAUCGCGCUCCAUCAUCAUCAUCAUCAUCUCAAGAUGGCAUUGAUGAAGAUGAAAGAUUCUCAACUAAGAGGCUCAGAAGAAUGUUUAAUCCAGAAGCUCCGGAUUCUCAAGACCCUGCCAUGGAGGAAGCAGCUGCCCCAUCCAAUACGCCUUCAGAUGUCCAUGACAGAGAAAAGCCAGCCAACAAAAUGAACAGUUCUCCACCAACAGGCACAAGAGCUCCUUACACUAAGGAGGUAGCAGAUGAAAGGGGAGUCAUUUUGCCACCCAGAGAAGUGGCUUACAAUGAUCGUGCUACUGACGGGCCAGAAAAAACAUCACUCAUACAACAACUACCACCGGCUGCUACUAGCACUGACAAGUUGGACAAAAUAGAAGGUGCAAACAUAAGAGCACCACAAGGAGCGCAUCAGCAAACCCCAAUUGAUGCAAGUGGUUCAGUAUUGGUGCAAGGAGCUGAUCCACGUGCUCAUGUUGUCAGUGAUGAACAGACAUACAAGAGUUCCGCCAUGGGUGGAAAAGCUCCGGAUGCAGAAAGGAAGGCUACUGACAGUCAAGGUUCUCCAGCAUCAAUCCAAGAAGCAAAUCUUGAAACCCUUGGGAAGCAAGCACCAGUUAGCCAAGAAGAAAUCCCUGGUGUUCUAGAUACCAGUGAUCGUGAUACAACCAAAAAUUCUAUUAGUGAAAACAGGACGGCAGAACCAACUUCAGGUUUUCUACAAAUAACAGAACCAGUUGAAGGACUUGGUCCUACCUCAGCUGGAACCCCUGCUGAUAAGUCAACCAGAGCAGCAACAGCUGAUCCAAGUGCAGCACUGCCUGCACCGGUGCGAGCACCAGCUUCUGGUGGGCAGAAUGCUUCUGCAGUUCUCCAUGAAGGAAAUCUUGAUGCUGAUGGCAAGAACGAGGCAGCCAAAUCAUCUUCUAGUCAUCCAAGAAGCUUGCGCCCAACUACACCAGGAAGGCUAGCACCAAGUCCUGACAAACAAUUUCCUGAUACUUCAGGUCAAAUGACAAAACCAUCUCCACCAGUAUCUUCCUUAUCUGACACAAGGAACAAGAAGACUGGUAGUGCUGAAGCCAGUCAAACUAGUGUGGUAUCGCCCAAUGAUCAACCGGGUGGGCAAGCUACCAGGAAUGCUGGCGCAGCUUCUUCUGUUCCUCCACCAGUGAAGUCACCAGAAGAUAAUAAUAAAGCAUACAAGGAAGAACCAGCCACACAAGAGUUACCAAGAGACCAAUCCAAGGUUCAGCUAGCUGGAAACAAGACACAAGGUGAUGAUGCAGCACCUAUCACUAGAAUUGGCAAGCACAAAGAUGAAGAUUCAUUGGCAAAUGCCAGUGGCAGUUAUACUGGGAAAGCUCAAGGAAGAACAAAUGAUACACCACCAAAGAUGCAGAUACAGUUUGACCAGAACAAGCCUCAACCGUCAAAAGAUGGUGGCAAGCAAACAAAAGAGACAAGCUUAUUAACAUCCAAAGAAGUAUUGCCUUCACCACCUGAGAAGAGCAAGCAAGAGCAGCAACUGCGAGGAGACAGGUCUGAUAUAUCACUGCAAGACAAUGUGAAGCAGGGUUCUGAAGCCCCAACACUUGGGUCUGGAACAGUGCAGCAAAACAAGAAUCUCUCCACAAACGCUGAUAAGAACUAUGAGAAAACUUCAGAAGUCAAUUCUGAAGCAAUCAUUCCCUCUGAUACUCAACAAGUGAGGAACAGCAGAAGUGAUAGCAAACCAGAUAGCUCAAGCAAACCCACCAACUUUGAGGGCAACCUAGGUAAUCAUCCUGACUCAGAGAGGCCUCCACCAUAGACAAACCAAUGAAGUACCUACUCCAUGUCAUUUUCCUGCAGUUUCAUUUUUGUGGUCUUAUCUACCUCACAACAUCCACAUGUUGAUGUAAUAAGGUCUGUAAUCUUAGCACUUUCAGACCAAUCGUACCGUCUAUAUGACAUGUUAUUAUCUGUUUCUUUACUUCAAAAAAUGUUAUUUAUCUGUUUC